This is a messenger RNA of Anguilla anguilla (European eel), 3694 nucleotides long. RefSeq names its product matrix metallopeptidase 11a (gene mmp11a). The transcript has 8 exons. Gene Ontology annotation, cellular component: extracellular matrix. Gene Ontology annotation, molecular function: metalloendopeptidase activity; zinc ion binding. Gene Ontology annotation, biological process: extracellular matrix organization; collagen catabolic process; proteolysis. The record is from RefSeq and is a predicted model, not a curated record. Lineage: Eukaryota; Metazoa; Chordata; Actinopteri; Anguilliformes; Anguillidae. The coding region runs from base 94 to 1554 and encodes 486 amino acids.
CCACUUCAGGCUGUUCGCACCCUCCACGUGUUGCCCCGAAGGUGGUGUGUCUCUUACUCCAGCGUUAUUCAGUCGGGCAGUCUCAACCAAAGGAUGAUGCGAGCUCCACGGCUUCUCUCCGGUGCUUUAGCGUUGCAUCUCUUCCUUUUCAUACAUUCUGUGCCAGUGCCUGAAAGGAAGAACACCAACAGGUACAAAGCUACGGCGGGAUGGCUCCAGAAGUCCCAUCACUACACCCUGAAGAAGAAGGGCAAACCAGCCCACCCGCAGGACACACAGAAGGGCACGCCCUGGGUCAAGGGGGGCCCUGCGGUGACGUACCCGCAAAAGAACAGCACCGAGUUCUGGAACCGCCCCCGUUGUGGUGUCCCCGACUACCCGGUGAAUAAGAAGGCCAUGUAUGGCAAACGGCUGCGGCAGAAACGAUUCGUGCUGUUUGGAGGUCGCUGGGAGAAGACUGACCUCACCUACAAGAUUGAGCGCUUCCCCUGGCAGAUGAGUGAGGACAAGGUCCGUCGUGUCAUGAUGGAGGCCCUUCGUGUGUGGAGUGAUGUCACCCCACUCACUUUCACCGAGAUCAGGGAUGGGAAAGCCGACAUACUCAUCGACUUCACAAGGUACUGGCACGGGGACAAUCUGCCCUUUGAUGGCCCGGGGGGGAUUCUGGCUCACGCCUUCUUUCCAAGGACCCACCGGGCUGGAGACAUCCAUUUUGACUACGAUGAGGCCUGGACUAUUGGCAACAACAUGGGCACGGACCUUCUUCAGGUGGCAGCCCAUGAGUUUGGUCACGUCCUGGGCUUGCAGCACUCUUUGGUCCCUGGCGCAGUGAUGUCUCCCUUCUACAGCUUCUCCUACCCACUGGAGCUAAGCGAUGAUGACAAGCAGGGAAUCCAGUACCUGUACGGCCCCCGGAAGCCCAUUGUGCCACAUAUCAGCACCGAGACCAAUGAGAUCCCCAUCCCCAUGCCCAAUGCCUGCAACACAGACUUUGACGCGGUCUCCAUGAUCCGAGGGGAGCUUUUCUUCUUCAAGUCGCGCUAUGUGUGGCGCAUCCGGGACGGACAGCUGCAGGAGGGUUACCCAGCGCUGGCGUCCCGCCACUGGAGGGGCAUUCCCGACAACAUCGACGCCGCUUUUGAAGACAAAUCUGGGAAUAUCUGGUUCUUUCAAGACCAAAACUACUGGGUGUUUGAUGCGGAGAAGCAGAUCACAGGGCCAGAUUCAGUUCAGACGCUGGGUCUGCCUGUCUCCAACAUCCAAGCUGCACUCAUGUGGGGUGAGGAGAAGAGCCAGAAGAUCUACUUCUUCAAGUCUGGGAACUACUGGCGUUUCAACCCCCUGGAUAACAAGGUGGACACGGUGUACCCCCGAAACAUGCAACACUGGAGGGGCAUCCCUGACAGCAUUGAUGGCGCCUUCCAGGACCAAUAUGGCUUUGCCCACUUCCUCAGUGGAAAGCGUUACUGGAAGUUUGACCCUGUGGAAGUAAAGGCACUGGAUGGAUACCCUCGCUAUAUUGGAAUGGAUUUCUUUGGUUGUGGAGAGCCUUAAUCUUUGAUUAAGCCAUCACUGAUGUUGAAGAUCGGUGUCACACAAAACUGGCUGAGUGAAAUAUAUGCAACAGCUUCUUUCAUUUGUGUGAAUGAUUGACACAGAUUCUAUCCACUUGGCUAAAUGCAACGUCCUGUGAAUUUCAAGCAAUAUUGUCUAAGGAUCUCCACUGUUGAUUUGUAUCUUUUGGCUGCCCCAUGCUUUCAUUCUGCAAACCCUUUUCUAAACUCAUUCGCUAGCAGACACAACAUUCAAAUAACAGACACUCUCACUUUAGAUUGAUUGAAAUACAUUUUUUAAUUCAAACGUAGACAUUAAUUAUCAACUUGUUUUGCAAGUUAGAAACUUAUUAAUGGUACAUGUGUUAAUUUUAAUUGCGUGUCUAUAUUUCUUCCAACUUUAUUUCUCUUGGCUUUACUCUGGACAAACUAUCUGGACAUUACAGAACUAAUAAUUUCUCAGGAAAAAAAAAUGCACAUUUGCAUAUGCAAUUUUCAACUCAGUCUUUGGACAUUCUGUGCAGCUAUAUUCUUAUUUAUUUGUGUUCAUCAUGGUUAUAUUUUAGUGACUGGAACAGCAGUGCAUCUAAAUCUGCAUCAUCGAUGACUGCAAAGGAUGCACUCAGGCGAUAAGGUUCCUUUGAGGAGGACUAAUUCUUUCAAGAACAAAAACAUUGUAGUAAAUGUAUAUAUUUUCAUUUUUCCUUUAUUUGGAAUGUCCGUUGUAAUCAUUGGGCCUUUCCAUCACUGUCCAAUGUUUUCUUUGGGAGAGCAUAGACAAGCACACAUCUCCAGGGUGCAAGCCACCAGUUGCUGCUGCUUUUCAUUUUGAGGUCAGUUAGAGUAGAUGGAGGUAGGCAGUCAUUGCUUUGAAGCAGUACACUUCAUUCACAGCUCGUACAGGGAGAUAGCAGGUGCCCAAACUACCAGUUGAUCUUGCAUUAUGAGAGGCGAAGAAUCAUUGUGAUUGAAACCCUACCUCCUUCAGCGAUGUCCUUUCUGUAUGUCUGGCCAGUUAACAGAAGUUCCUAAACUGGGUACAAACUGGGUACAAAUCCUGUCCAUACGAGUACCGACUAUGGCCACUCGUAUGGACAGGAUUUGAAACCACAGGAUGGAGAAAACUGCUACGUUGUUAAUGUGCGCUUUAACAGGAUGCACCCCGGGCAGCCCUUUGAAAAUUAAACACUUUUGUGUCCAGUUUAAGCACUUGUAUUUAAUUGGCCAGACAUUCAGUGUGAAGUUACACAACUUGCCAAAGUGUUUCCCAAGGAAGGAGGGAUGAUUUCAGUCUGCAUAACAGCUUAUCACUCAGCAGGGCCUUCUCAGGCUGAUCAAACCAGCGGCUCAGCCUUGUGGCACAGAAUGGCACAUUACAGAGUGAAAAAAGAAGUGUUCAGUCAGCUGUGUAGUGUGUACAUUUCAGAAGACCUGUGUGAUAGAGAGCAACCUUCCCAAAUUGACUGAGAAUGCUGCUGUGAUGGUAUGGCCCUACAUCUGCAACUGGGCAUUCCAAACUGUGGUGAAAAUGCCAGAGUAUACACAUUAACUCUUUGAAGAAUUACAAUGAAGAUAUCCCAGCAUACCUUUGGUUGUUUCAUUCCUUAAAAUACAACUACAAAUGUAGCAGCACAAACUUGUACUCAUAGCUACAAUAGGGCACACUUUUUUCUGGACUAUUGUUGUAAGCGGCUUAACAAUUUGGUGCUUUUUAGAUAAAGCACCUAACAAACAUAGGUGCUAAAACACAUGAUACUCACACAAUUAAAAACUGUUCUUGUCCCUUUUUUGUUUUGGUCUAAAUAUAACAUUUGCAUUUCUCAUUUUUAUUGAAAUUUCUAACUGACUGAUCCAGCAUACUGGGCAUCAAUGCACUAAUAUAUACAGUACACAGAUCAAUUAUACUCUACCUUUAUGUCCAGAUCUAAGAUUGGGAACAACUGAAACCGUGCAUUUAAAAUCCUCAGGAACAUGGCUUUAAGUCAGCAUGAAUUAAAUGUACAUGUGUCCAUUCCUCAUGGUGCUUUCCAUUGGUGUUUAAUGUUCAAGACAAGUGAGAACCUAAUUUCUGAUGAGAAUUUGUGAUCAUUGUUUAUAUAUAUAUAUGUCUAUAUGUGUGUGUAUGUGUGUGUGUGAUGUGU